UCAGUAGGAUCUGCCGAUCUGAUAGGUUUAGCAUAUAGCGUUAUUGUACUUAUAUCACAACUUAAACUGAACUCGCCUUAAAAAAAACCUUGUCAAAUUAGAUACGUAUUACCAAGGCUAAUUUGGGUACUAAUGUCGGAAAAAGAAAAUGAACAACAUUUUGAUGUCAUCAACGGGUUACACGUAAGACACAUGAAUAAUGUAGUGGAGGAAAUUUUCCAAUACUUGGAUGCUGAAAGCCUACAAAAUGCAGAACUCACUUGUAAAGCUUGGAAAGCAGCUGCUUCUGGGGUGAAUCAAGAAAAAUUGUGGCGAGUGUUGCUUCAAAACAAAAUGUUAACUUCACCGCUAUGGGAGAGACUUGAUCAUUGUCUACCAUCAAAACUUACUCAACCUUCCAGUAAUAGCUUGUCAUCCCGGAACCUCUUCAACAAAUUUGAGUUUACCGUUAAGGCUCUCCAAAAAAACUGGUUGGAAAAUGAAUUAAACAGGGACUAUGUUGAUUGUGAUGUUGGAUUGCGAAUAUGUGUCUUCCAGAUGCGCAACAAGUUCAUUGCUCUAUGGGAACCCAUCAAUGGAAUAUUUAAAAUUUGGAACAGAAUUACAUUGAAAUUGGAAGAGGUUUAUCAGGGACCUCCACUUCAAUUUGAUUUGGAUUAUGAAUUGUAUGAACAUGCGCUACUAUAUUCAUCGAAUGGGCUUAUUUAUAUCCGGAAUCUUACCACAAAAACGACAAAAAUUUAUAAGCCUUUUGGAUCAGAUAAUGGAAAAUCGAUAAUUUAUUUACGUGUCGAAAACGGAUUUCUCUGUGCUGUUGUUCACCAAAAGCAAACGUUUCACAUGAACUAUCGUAGCGAUGUUGUUGUCUGGAAAAUGAAAUCUCCAACUGAAAUUGAAUGGGAGAAUCCCAGGACAGUUUCAUCCGUUAGAAUGGACAACACCAGAAUCUUAAUGGAUAAUAAAUUCAUUGUUGUCGCUCAUCAAGGACCGUUUGAUACUACCUGUGACGUCUAUCUCAUGUCAAAGCCUCAGAGAAAACCAAACUAUAUCAAACUUUUAGUGACACAUCGCGAACUUCUGUUUCAAGAUGGAUUUAUUCUCGUGAUUACUGAUAAAGGCGAAAUCAAAAUCGUGGAUGUGGCGACGAGUAACUCGAGAAUUAUUGCCACUGUCGGAGUGAAUUUUUCAGGGCGGAGUAAUUUCUUGAGGAUUCAUUCUGGCUACAUAUUUGCCUUUUCUUUUGUUGGAUGCUCACAUGGAUCUCGAAUUCAAAUAUGGGAUUUCAAAAAAGCCACAGACCCCACAACGGAACUGCCUCUUCUGCCGUUUUGCUCUCAUAAAUUGUUUAUGGAGCCAGCAAUGGUACUUCACGUCGACACAUUUGGCGUUAUGGGGGUGAACCGGGAAAUGGGAAAUGUCAAUUGUCGCGACAUCAUUUGGACACUCAACUUUCUACCAAUCUGCAAUUUUUGUAAAAAGGUUAAGAAACGUUUACCUAAAUGUGCUUCAUGUAAGUCGGCCAAAUAUUGCAGUUCCAUUUGUCAGAAAGCUGACUGGAAUCAUCACAGGGAUUUGUGCCGAAAAACCAGAGACUAUGAAGAGAAAAAUGCUCCCUUUACUUUGGCUUAAGCUAUGGGUUUGCCGAUUGGUUAAGCAAUGGAGUAAAUGGGUUUUCAUCCUAUUUUUCUUUCGACCAAGACAUUUGUUAAUCUAGAGAAUGUAUCACCGGAAAAGUAAUCGUGCUUAAAAUUUUCCUUUUUAAGUAAUUAUGCUUGCACCUAAUGUUGAGGAUUGCGAUCAUUUUUGUCUCACUGCUGGUUUUGAUUGUUGUUGUCGUUUGGUUUCGUUAGAUCUAACCCGGAUUUUGUACGUAAUCGUAUUUUAUUUUGUUUUUAAAACGAAAUAAUAUACCUCCUUCUUUUAAUUGUUA
This is a messenger RNA of Daphnia pulicaria, 1930 nucleotides long. RefSeq names its product F-box and WD repeat domain-containing 11-B-like. Gene Ontology annotation, molecular function: protein binding. The coding region runs from base 133 to 1629 and encodes 498 amino acids. The record is from RefSeq and is a predicted model, not a curated record. Lineage: Eukaryota; Metazoa; Arthropoda; Branchiopoda; Diplostraca; Daphniidae. The transcript is spliced from 11 exons.